Molecule: messenger RNA, 1842 nt
Organism: Durusdinium trenchii
Lineage: Eukaryota; Dinophyceae; Suessiales; Symbiodiniaceae
Source: the annotation of a GenBank genome assembly
AUGGGUAAAUGGGCUGCCACACCGAAGAAAAGUUUGAAGAAAGUGCACAAGACAACGGUUUCGCCGGCAAGCCUGGCGUCGGGAAAGGUGCCACAGAAAGGUUCGCUGCGACCACUCAUUUGUGUGGUGACCCCGUUUGCGAACAAGGCUGCUAUCUUCACAGAGCGUAACGGACGUGGUGUCUUGGCUGAAGCGGCCGAUGCUUGUUCCUUGUGGGCAGUCUUCUUGAUUGCGGGGAAGGAUGUGGGCAACUUCUUGCAUCGCCUGGAUCAGCAGCUGGGUACGUUCAUGGAGAGCCGUGGCACUACGUGGGAUGCCUACAUUGACGAACAUUGUGUGAAAGUGUCAACCUCCAAUGGGUAUGGCCCACUCAACAUCGGUGUGAAGAACUGGUCUCGUGCUGUGUACUUUGCCGUAGAAGAGCCAAGCAAUGAAGUUGUGGCAAUGAUCAACAUGCUGGAUGAUUUCUCCAAAUGGCGACUCACUGCAAUGCAAAAGUCAAACCAAUUCGAAUUCAAAUACCUCAAGAACCAUUUGCGCGAGUUUGAGUCUCCUACAAGUGCUAAGCAUUUGAUCGGCGUGGUGGAGUUCCAAGGGCAGACCGGCCUCAUCACACUUUAUGGCGAUGGUUACGUUCAUCGUCAAGGUUUGCAAGACUAUGCAGAAGUGGUGGAGAGGGAUGGGCGCAAUGAAUAUGUCUAUUCCACUGGGUAUGUGACAUUGUUACGGCCAGUACCGGAGUUCCUGGACGUGCAUACCGUUCGAUGUUGGAAUGCUUUGCUGGACAUGCCCCACCUCAUCGGGCAGAAGGUCACAACAGGGGCGGAGGCACCUGAGAGCGGCAAGGUGAGCACAACCGCGGUACGAGCGAUGGAUAGGUGGGAUGCUGUGGAAAUUUAUGGCUGGGUAGGAGAGCGUACCCUGACGCUGGCCAGCGGUGCCAAGAUGCCAGCCAUUGGCAUUGGCAUGUGCUGCCGACCUACGGCUUAUCACCAAGAGAGUGUCUACAAUACGAUCCUGUGGUACUUGCUCCAGGGUGGCCGUCACAUCGACACUGCUGAGAUCUAUGGCAACCACGUGGCCAUCGGCCAGGCUCUCAAGGAGGCGGCCAAGCGUGGCGUGCCACGGGAGGAAGUCUUCCUCGUCACCAAGGUCUGGCCAGAAGACUUUGGAUACGAUUCUACCGUGCACGCUGUGGAGAGGAUGCUACAGGAUCUAGGCGUGGACUAUAUUGAUGUGGUCCUGAUGCAUGCGCCAAGGAAGCUGGCGCCCCUCUUGGUUUGGCACAUGUACAUGGAGGGCUCUGUGGACGAGUUUUACAACCACGGCUGCAAGAACCAUGUGGCAUGCCGACGGAACACGUGGAAGGCCAUGUCCGAGCUGAAGGAUCAAGGGAAGAUUCGUGAUUUGGGUGUGAGUAACUUCCAGAUUGACCAGAUGAAAGAGCUUCAGGCGUUGAAGCUGGCGCCCAUCUCGGUGCAUCAGUUUCAGUAUCAUCCUUGGCUGCCGGAGUUUCAGCAAAAGGUCGUCGAGUUCUGCCAUGCAAACAAGAUCGCCAUCACUGCCUACAAUUCCCUCGGAGGCUUCAAAGACAAGGACAAGGCGCUGGUGAUUGAGGGUCUCAAGGCGGUGGGCAAGAAGCACUCCCGCUCCACAGGCCAAGUGCUGCUGCGCUGGGCUCUGGAGAAGAACGUCAGCGUGAUCCCAGGCACCGGAAAUCCCAAGCACAUCAAGGAAAACUUGGGCGUCUACGACUUCUCUCUGAGCCCCGAGGAGGUGAAGCAGGUGGACGAGCUGUCCAGCGAUCCCAUCGCGGAGGACUUCAUCUUCUUCAAGCUCUAA